Messenger RNA from Oldenlandia corymbosa var. corymbosa, 2187 nucleotides. The record is from the annotation of a GenBank genome assembly. NCBI's taxonomy places the organism in Eukaryota, Viridiplantae, Streptophyta, Magnoliopsida, Gentianales, Rubiaceae.
AAGAAAUUAACCCCUUUCUCAAGUCUCACAACAAACUAUAUACGCACUUCUUUCGUGACACUCCGAACUAUUUCUCCAUUCUUUAAGGAUCUCAGUACUGCAAAAAACAUUACUCACGCAAAACAACAAACAUCUGUUGAUCAAUUGCGUAGAGAAAUCAAACGAUUCGUUCAUGGCUACUCCAGGACGUGAAGCUGCGACGUACAGCGAAGUGCAAUCCAGCCGCCUCAACGUAACCCUCCCAUUGCCUUCAGUACUCAAGGCUCCUUUCAGUGUUGUUGACGGCCCCCCCAGUUCGUCCGCUGGAAAUCCUGGUGAAAUUGAAAAGCUGUUUCCGAACCUUUUUGGGCAGCCCUCAGUUAAGCUUUUACCUAGUGAUUCAUCCGGGGCUCUGUCAUCAGAUCAAAGCUUAAGAAUUGGUGUAGUGCUCUCCGGUGGACAGGCUCCUGGGGGGCAUAAUGUUAUUUGCGGAAUUUUCGACUAUUUGCAAGAGCGAACAAAGGGUAGCACACUCUACGGUUUCAGGGGUGGCCCAGCUGGGAUUAUGAAGUGCAAAUAUGUGCAGCUAACCACAGACUUUAUCUAUCCUUACAGAAAUCAAGGUGGCUUUGAUAUGAUCUGCAGUGGCAGGGACAAGAUUGAAACUCCAGAACAGUUCAAGCAAGCUGAAGAAACAGCAGUGAAACUCAAUCUGGAUGGUCUUGUAGUUAUUGGGGGAGAUGAUUCAAACACAAAUGCUUGUCUUCUUGCUGAAAAUUUCAGGGGAAAAAAUUUAAAGACUCGGGUUAUUGGUUGCCCAAAGACCAUUGAUGGUGACUUGAAAUGCAAAGAAGUUCCAACAAGUUUUGGAUUUGACACAGCUUGCAAGAUAUAUGCAGAAAUGAUUGGGAAUGUCAUGAUUGAUGCUCGUUCAACUGGAAAAUACUAUCACUUUGUGAGACUUAUGGGUCGUGCUGCCUCACACAUUACGCUGGAAUGUGCUUUGCAGACUCACCCAAAUAUUACUAUAAUCGGUGAAGAGGUUGCAGCCAAGAAACAGACACUGAAGAAUGUUACUGAUUACAUAACAGAUGUGAUCUGUAAACGGGCAGAACUUGGUUUCAAUUAUGGAGUUAUUCUCAUACCCGAAGGUCUUAUUGACUUCAUUCCAGAGGUGCAACAACUGAUUUCGGAGCUUAAUGAAAUUCUAGCUCAUGACGUUGUCGAUAAGGAAGGAAAUUGGAAGAAGAAACUACGAAGCCAAUCUCACCAGCUUUUCGAGUUCCUACCACAAGCAAUCCAGGAGCAACUUUUACUUGAAAGAGAUCCUCAUGGAAACGUGCAGGUUGCAAAAAUAGAAACUGAAAAGAUGCUUAUUGAAAUGGUGGAAACUGAACUGGAGCACAGGAGGAGUCAAGGUUCAUACAACAAAAAAUUCCAAGGCCAAUCUCACUUUUUCGGAUAUGAGGGAAGAUGUGGGUUACCUUCAAGCUUUGACUCUAACUACUGCUAUGCGUUGGGUUAUGGUGCUGGAGCACUUCUUCAUUCUGGAAAAACUGGUUUGAUUUCUUCGGUGGGAAAUUUAGGAGCUCCAGUUGAGAAUUGGACUGUUGGUGGAACAGCAUUAACUUCUCUAAUGGAUGUUGAAAGAAGACACGGAAAGUUCAAGCCCGUCAUAAAGAAAGCCAUGGUAGAACUUGAAGGUGCUCCAUUCAAGAAGUUUGAAUCCGUUCGGGAAGAUUGGGCCAUGAAGAAUCGAUAUGUCAAUCCAGGUCCAGUUCAGUUUGUAGGAAAGACGGCAGACUACAUCAAUCAUACAUUGAUGCUGGAGCUCGGUGCCCAGGCUUAACCAGAAUGCGUGACAAACCAUUUUUCACUUAAAAGUUUUGGUUUAAUUUUCAACAUCUAAGAACAUUAGAUCAGUUGUGAGCGUUAUCUUAGGUGCAACAUGUUUUCCUUUUCUAGAAUUUUGGAAACGAAAUUUGAUAUAAUGCAAGACAACCUUAAUUGAUCUAGAUUGUUUAGUUUACAUUCUUUCUUCGAAGAAUGCGUAUCUAGAGUUAAGCGUAUGCUGCCUUUUAACCCUCAAAUCCGUCUUUUGUUGAAGAAUAGCUAAGCUCAUAAAAUUAAGGAUGUUUUCAGUCAUCCUUUGAAGUUUGAAGGGUUUUUAUUGGAGAGUAAGUGAAUAAGAGUUUUUUGAAUUUUUCA